Messenger RNA from Thunnus maccoyii (southern bluefin tuna), 1864 nucleotides. It is a transcript of the gene gask1b, whose product is annotated as golgi associated kinase 1B. The record is from RefSeq and is a predicted model, not a curated record. Bases 228 to 1769 code for a protein of 513 amino acids. NCBI's taxonomy places the organism in Eukaryota, Metazoa, Chordata, Actinopteri, Scombriformes, Scombridae. The transcript has 4 exons. Gene Ontology annotation, cellular component: Golgi apparatus.
UCCGGUCUGUAUGUGAAAGAAAAAAAAAGGGGGAAAAAAACUUGCAAAGUUCAAGUUGCUUCAUGUUGGUUUGGAGGUUGGUUUCCCACCCAUCCACUGCGCAGUUGUCUCCGUGCACUAUAUGGCCACAAAUCCUCCCUUCCAAAAUGAGUUUCGGAAGUUUUGCGCUCCUCCUGGUUUGAGUUUGGCGCAAAAGACACUCAACCAUGAUAAUAACAUAAGUUCUAAUGGGGAAGUCUCGCUUUCACUGGCUGUGCUUCUCUUUUUUAAGAUUGACCAGCAGCUUUUGGAGGUGCCCUCUUUCAAAAAGGAGUUUAAUAUUUGCGAGCGUAUGUGUUGUUUAUUUGUUUUUUAUGGUCUCACAAAUUGGAUAUUCGCGGCAGCACCGGGACAGAAGGACUGAUAGAGACAAGUACCGACACACCCGCGGAUUGUAUAAUUUGGGGAUUAGUGAUGUUCUGCCAGACUCUGUGGAUUUACAGACCGGUGCGAGUUUUGUGGUGCCAACCCGGUCCAACGUGGUGUACAUAACACUCAGGUCGAAGCGUCUGAAACCAGCAAUUAUUCGAGGUACAAUCAGACCAAAACUGAGGAGAAAAGUCAAAAGAAAUAAAUCGCCUAAUUCAUCUUUUACGCAGAACAAACUUGCCAUUUUGGAGCGAGACUCGGGCCUAAUUAAGCAGAACUUUGCACCCAAGACUUCUUGGAGAGAAACCAGUGAUGUAGAUUAUAAAUCUGUGGUUAUUAUCCACAAAGCACAAGUCGAUGCAGAGGCAGACUCUCAUGUGAGCUCUAUCCGAAUCUACAGUCAGCGGGCACCGCCAUGGUUCAGCGCACAGGACGUCAAAGCCAUGCGUUUUCUUGCGGAUGCCAAAGUUUUGCGCAUCAAAGAAGUUUCUCGUGGAGACUCCCAAUCACUUCUGAUAUUUGAGGGUGAGACAGACGUUUCACCGUCCACCCAAAAACACACAAAACGGAACAAUGUAUGCGAGGGACAGUGUGGAGUUAUUAACAGUCCCGUGGACACCACUGAGGUGUUUGCUUUCCAUUUGGACAGGGUGCUGGGGCUAAAUAGGACGUUGCCAGCCGUCAGCAGAAAGUUCAGAUUUUUACAAGACGGCCAGCCCAGUCCAGUGGUGUCAUGGGAUCCCUCGCUUUACCCAGAAGGCCUCGCAGCAGGCUGGUCCACCGUGAGGUUAACAUGGGGGGAGUACCAGAGCUCCCUGAGACAAAGGUGUUGGCAUAAAAACAGCAUCCCAAAACCAGAAUCCGGCUGCUCCACAAUCCAUCACUAUGAGUGGAGCAAACUAGCUCUGUUUGAUUUCUUGUUACAGAUUCACAACCGUCUGGAUCAGAGCUGUUGUGGGUUCAGGCCCCGGCAGGAGGAUGUGUGUGUUGGACUGGGCCACCAUACUGAAUGUGGUAAACAGGACCACAUACAACUGGCAAACAUCAUCCACAGGAAUCACAACCCUAGGCACCUGGUCUUCACCAACAACAAGGGUUACUUCGACCGCAAUGAGGACAAUCUGGACUUUCGGCUCCUGGAAGGAAUAAAGGAGCUUCCGGAGCAGGCAGUGUCGGUGCUGAAGAGCAGGAGGCUGAGAGAGAAGCUCCUCCAGUCUCUAUUCUUGGACCAGACGUACUGGGAGAGCCAGGGCAGCCGGCAGGGCAUUGACAAGCUGAUCGAUGUCAUUGAGAGAAGGGCGAAGGUCCUCCUCACUUACAUCAAUGCUCACGGGAUCAAAGUCAUCCCAAUGAAUGUGUGAUGAGGUUCACACCAGUCAAGUGGCCAAAUUACUAAGAAAAUUAACAGUUUUAUCCCUGUGACUUGGCUGUGCCCUGUCACAAUGUCCUUUUACAA